Gloeophyllum trabeum ATCC 11539 is the source of this 1175-nucleotide messenger RNA. RefSeq names its product NAD P-binding protein. The transcript is spliced from 2 exons. NCBI's taxonomy places the organism in Eukaryota, Fungi, Basidiomycota, Agaricomycetes, Gloeophyllales, Gloeophyllaceae. Bases 28 to 954 code for a protein of 308 amino acids. The record is from RefSeq and is a predicted model, not a curated record.
CUGGCGCUCCCCUCCCCCGACCCCACUAUGCCCUCCCUUGCACAGGUCCGCGCCGCCAACGCAGCGUACAAGCCCGCCUACGUCCCGGUCGCGCUCUUUGUCGGCGGCACCUCCGGCGUCGGGCAGGCCUGCGCGAAGGCCUUCGCGUGCGUCACGAACGGCAACGCGCACAUCAUCGUCUGUGGGCGCAACCGCGCCGCGGGCGAGGCGACCAUCGCGUCCUUCCCCAAGCCCCCCGCCUCGUCUUCGGCAUGGAAGCACGAGUUCGUCGAGUGCGAUGUGAGCUUGAUGAAGAACGUCCACCGAACGACGACGGAGCUCCUGGAGCGGCUGGAGAAGCUGAAUUUCUUGUCUGUCUCGCCGGGCAUUGUGACGAUGAGCGGGCGGACGGAGACGGAGGAGGGCUUGGAUAAGAAGAUGGCGCUGCAUUAUUACGCGCGGUGGAAGUUCAUCCACGACUUGAUGCCCCUGUUGCGGAAGGCGAAGGAGAAGGGGGAGGAUGCGAGCGUCAUGACGAUUCUGGGCGCAGGGCGGGGCGGACCCAUUGAUCUCAACGAUCUCGGGGUGAAGAAGAACUAUACGCUGGGGAACGCGGCGAAGACCACAAACACUUACAACGACCUCAUGCUCGAGGCCUUCCACGAACAAAAUCCCGACAUCGGCUUUACCCACCAGCACCCGGGCGCCGUCAACACCAACAUCCUCAAGCACUCCGACAUCCCCGGCAAAUCUAUCAUGCAGUACGCGCUGUACCCGCUCGCCGCGGCGCUCACGCGCUCCCCGGAGGAGGCGGGGCACUACCUGCUCUACGGGCUGCUCCAGGGUGCGCAGAAGGGCGGCGUGUACCGGCGCGACCCGCACGGCGUGGACAUCGGGAAGGACAAGUACUUCGGGAGCGAGGAGGCAGUGAAGAAGGUGUGGGAGCAUACGGUUGAGGCGACGAAGGUGGAAUGAUGUGUUUUGGUGCGAAGUUCUGGUUUCGCGUUUUGUAUACUAUUAUCAUAUUUCAAGGACUCGGAUAAACUAAUGGAUGGUUGUAUGUUGUAAAAGGUUGUCUACAUCAUAUGAGAGUCCUCGGGACUGAAGCCCAGUCAAAACCUGCUGUUUUGCCCCCGUUUACCAACCUUUAGAAGCAUUUAGAUAGUAUUGCUACCCUUUGUAAGUCAAUAAACGGC